Messenger RNA from Arachis ipaensis, 465 nucleotides. NCBI's taxonomy places the organism in Eukaryota, Viridiplantae, Streptophyta, Magnoliopsida, Fabales, Fabaceae. The record is from RefSeq and is a predicted model, not a curated record.
UUUCUAGAAAAAGGAGUACCUACUUUUUGGCUCAAUGCAAUGAAAAACAAUGAAGUGUUAGCUGAAGAGAUUUCAGAGCGUGAUGAAGGUGCUCUCAAGUUUCUCAAAGAUAUCAAGUGGAGCAGGAUAGACAACCCAAAAGGAUUCAAGCCUGAGUUUUAUUUCGAUACCAAUCCUUAUUUCACAAACACUGUUUUGACAAAAACAAAUCACAUGAUUGAUGAGGAUGAGCCAAUAUUGGAAAAAGCAAUUGGGACUGAAAUUCAAUGGCACCCAGGGAAAUGCUUGAUGCAGAAGAUUCUUAAGAAAAGUCCAAGAAGGGUUCAAAGAACGCAAAACCUAUUACAAAGACUGAAAACUGAGAGUUUCUUCAAUUUUUUCAAUCCACCACAAGUUCCUGAAGAUGAUGAAGAUAUUGAUGAAGAUAUGUCCGAGGAACUUCAAAAUCAGAUGGAGCAAGAAUGA